Molecule: messenger RNA, 2108 nt
Organism: Manduca sexta (tobacco hornworm)
Lineage: Eukaryota; Metazoa; Arthropoda; Insecta; Lepidoptera; Sphingidae
Gene: Dyrk2
Product: dual specificity tyrosine-phosphorylation-regulated kinase 2
Exons: 9
Coding region: 370-1740 (456 amino acids)
Biological process (GO): peptidyl-threonine phosphorylation; peptidyl-serine phosphorylation
Cellular component (GO): nucleus
Molecular function (GO): protein serine/threonine/tyrosine kinase activity; protein serine/threonine kinase activity; ATP binding
Source: RefSeq, a predicted model, not a curated record
CUCACGCACGCCUGCGUGCUAAAUUAAUGAAAACAAAAUAUCACAUUGUCUAUCACCGAAUCAUAAAUUAAAACACAAGGGAAAUACACCAGAGAGUUCCAUUUUCAAAUUAAAAGUGCUGUAGAAUGCACUUUUGUUUAUAAUUUCUCAGAAAAAUUCUGGCACGUUGGGUAUUACACAAAAUAUUUUUUAUACUAACAUCUGCAGUGGCUAGUGUUGUGUUGUUAAUGUUGAAAAUUAAAACGUAAGAGGAAAAAGUAAAGAGUGAUACAUUGAUUGUAUCCUUUAUUUUUGAAUAAAUAAAGUUAGUUCAGUAACGCAAUAAUUAGUUUGAAAAUAGUGCAACAAGUGAGCGACACGACUCUUGACAUGAUUUUAUACGAGUUGCAGAUAGAAGGUGGCGCGGGUGAAGGUCCUGGCCCCCCGGUGAACAACAACGCGGAGGGCGCAGUGGCCAGCCCCCCGCGGGAUGACAACCACAACCCCCCACAGCAACCAGCAUCGCCAAGAGCAACUCCGCUCACGCCAGCUGAAGCCCUCAAAAUGUACGGAGAGAGACUCACGGAGUGGGAGCGGAACGAGAUCAGGAAGUACCCUCAGGUGUGGUUCUUAGGGCUGGACGCCAUCAAGGUGCAGGCGCGUUCCAACUUGCCCAACAACUGCGGCUUCGACGAUGAAAACGGCAGUUAUAAUAAGCAAAUCCACGACCACAUAGCGUACAGGUACGAGAUCCUGGAAGUGAUCGGGAAGGGUUCCUUCGGGCAAGUCAUCAGGGCAUACGACCAUCGGAACGGCGAGCAGGUGGCGAUCAAGAUCAUCAGGAACAAGAAGCGGUUCCACCACCAGGCGCUGGUGGAGGUGAGGGUGCUGGACCACCUCCGGCUGAAGGACAAGGACCAAUCGCACAACGUGAUCCACAUGCUCGACUAUUUCUAUUUUAGGAAUCAUUUGUGCAUCAGCUUCGAGCUUAUGAGCAUCAACCUAUACGAGCUGAUAAAGAAGAACAACUACCAAGGGUUCAGCCUGAGCCUGAUCAGGCGGUUCGCGAGCUCGCUGCUCCGCUGUCUGCGACUCCUGGAGGCAGAGAACAUCAUACACUGCGACUUGAAGCCGGAGAACAUCCUGCUAAAAGCGCGCGGCAGUUCCUCAAUCAAGGUGAUAGACUUCGGCAGCUCGUGCUACACGGACGCCAGGGUAUACACGUACAUCCAGUCCAGGUUCUACCGCAGCCCUGAAGUCAUCCUGGGGCUUCAGUACGGCACGCCUAUUGACAUGUGGAGUAUGGGGUGCAUUCUGGCCGAGCUGCACACGGGCUACCCACUGUUCCCCGGGGAGAACGAGGCAGAACAGCUCGCGUGCAUCAUGGAGCUACUCGGCCCGCCGCCGCCUGACCUUCUCAUACAUGCCACCAGGAAGAGGCUUUUCUUUGACUCGAAGGGCUCGCCGCGCACGGUGACUAACUCGAAGGGUCGCAAGCGGCGGCCCGGCUCCAGGACCCUUGCGUCCGCCGUCAGGACAGACGACCCCGCCUUCCUGCAUUUCCUGCACAGGUGUCUGGAGUGGGAUCCAAAGCGUCGCAUCACGUCGACAGAGGCCACGCGACACGAGUUCGUUACGGGGUGUCCACUGGGCGCUGCACCGGCGCUGGCGCUGCCACGGCUGGCGCCUCGGCCGACGCGCGGCGCCCUGCUCCACUCGCAGUCCGCGGGCGACGUCGCCGCGAUGCUGGGCCGCGCGUGACCAGCCCCGCGCCCCUGAGCCAGGCCUGGCUCCACUACAUGACUUUACGUGCUUGGUUCUAUCCUGUGAACUUUAGUGUUGGUUCUUGAAACGGCUUCAUUUGUUUUAGAUCGAAUAAAACUGGAUAUUAAUGCAAGCGAAAUAUACUUGGUAGACGGCAAGGAUAUUUGGUAGGUAUCCAUUAAUCUCACUAACCAAUCGAAGCCCAACAACAAACAAUAUAUCAAUUUUAUAUUAGAGACGAACCAGGUCCAGCCAGCUCAAUCAUAUUAUAACAAACAACGAUUUGACUCUACCACUCCUAAACCUACUAUAAUCGAUAUAUUAUUGUGUAAACAACUUGGUAGUAAUAAUGAUAUCUCAGUAAA